Molecule: messenger RNA, 1092 nt
Organism: Colletotrichum truncatum
Lineage: Eukaryota; Fungi; Ascomycota; Sordariomycetes; Glomerellales; Glomerellaceae
Source: RefSeq, a predicted model, not a curated record
AUGGAGCCACAUUCUCAAGGUCCGUCUGCGCCACUGAGGAUCCUUUCACUGGAUGGUGGUGGCGUUCGCGGCAUCUCUAGCCUUCUUAUCCUCGAGCAUUUGAUGGAAGAGAUCCGCAAAACCAAAGGCCUUGAGCAUGUUCCACGACCGUGUGACUACUUCGAUAUCAUUAGUGGAACGAGCACUGGAGGAAUCAUUUCCAUCAUGUUGGGAAGGCUCCGCAUGACUGUGGACGAGUGCAUCCGAGAAUACCGGGAUGUGGCUCAAAAGGCCUUCACACCGAAGCGAAAAUCGAUUCUGCCUGCCUCGCCAAGCGGUGUAUUUUCCGCAACAGCACUUGAAAAUGCCAUCAAGUCGACAUGCCGGAAAUUCUGCCCAGAAGAAGUGUGUGCUGCUAGGCGGCAGCAAAGCAAACCAAGAACAGGGACCUGCCCUCACGGCGAGAUGAAAUUCCGAGAUGGAACUUGUACCAAGACUGUCGUUCUAGCUAUUACGAAGGAUAAUGUGGAUGCUCCGCCAACCCUUUUCACUACCUACGAUACGUCAGCCGACUUUCGAGAUUGCGCCAUCUGGCAGGUGGCCCGAGCAACUUCUGCGGCUACUACUUUCUUCAAGCCUAUUGGGGUUGGCCGCGAUGGAGUUGAAUUUGUAGACGCGGGGUUUGGGUAUAACAAUCCCUGCGAAAUUUUAGUCAACGAAGCCCGACGACAGUUCCCGUCGCGGACCAACCUUCAGGUCCUCAGCAUUGGCACUGGGCUUGGUGACGUUGUUGAUAUUGGUGACACAAGAAUGGGUAUCAUUCGCGCGUUAAAGAGCAUGGCGACUAGCUCGAAGAAGGUGGCUGCAAGCAUGGAUGAGCAGUAUGGUGGCAGCGAUCAGUACUUUAGAUUCAACGUGGAAAAGGGCCUCGAAGACGUUGUUCUAUCCGACUGGGAGAAAGCGAGCAAGAUUUCCGCUCACACCAAGAACUACAUUCAAGAAAGGCGAAGGGCAAUUGAGGCUUUCGUUCGCCACUUUACGAGAGGUGUUGAGAAACAGGAGGCUACAGUACCUGAACUUGGCAGAGAGAUUGAAGAUGAGUCGAAAAGUUAG